This is a messenger RNA of Dunckerocampus dactyliophorus (ringed pipefish), 809 nucleotides long. RefSeq names its product histone H2B 1.1-like. Gene Ontology annotation, molecular function: structural constituent of chromatin; DNA binding; protein heterodimerization activity. The record is from RefSeq and is a predicted model, not a curated record. Gene Ontology annotation, cellular component: nucleosome. NCBI's taxonomy places the organism in Eukaryota, Metazoa, Chordata, Actinopteri, Syngnathiformes, Syngnathidae. The coding region runs from base 139 to 507 and encodes 122 amino acids. The transcript has a single exon.
AAGCUCAGUCAGCGCGUCACACCAACCAGCCAAUCCUGUGUCAGCGUCAGCACAUAGAAAUUUGCAUAAGCGCCGCUAUACAUACGUCGUCGUGAGCGCCUUUCCCAACAUUCGUUUGUCCUCCGAGAAGCGGCAACAAUGCCUGAUCCAGUCAAAGCACCCAAAAAAGGCUCCAAGAAAGCCGUCUCCAAAGCCACCAAGACCGGCAAGAAGAAGAGGAAGCCCAGGAAGGAGAGCUAUGCCAUCUACGUCUACAAGGUCCUCAAGCAGGUCCACCCGGAUACCGGCAUCUCUUCCAAGGCCAUGAGCAUCAUGAACUCCUUCGUGUCCGACAUCUUCGAGCGAAUCGCCGGGGAGGCUUCUCGCCUGGCGCACUACAACAAGCGCUCGACCAUCACUUCCAGGGAGAUCCAGACGGCCGUUCGCCUGCUCCUGCCUGGAGAACUGGCCAAACACGCUGUGUCUGAGGGCACCAAGGCUGUGACCAAGUACACGAGCUCCAAGUGAGCUAUUACUUUACCACCCAAAGGCCCUUUUCAGGGCCACACACACUAUUCUUAACUGGGCAAAUUUCUAGUUUAAGUAGAGUUUAUGUGUUUGUUCUUCUUCUUUUCCUUUUGGCUUUUCCCUUCAGGAGUCACUACAGUGAAUCCAUUACCUCCAUCUAACCCUGUCUUCUGGAUCCUCUUCUCUCACUCCAACUACCUUCAUGUCCUCUUCCAUAAACCUCCUCUUUGGUCUUCUUCUAGGCCUCUUCCCUGGCAGUUCCAAACUCAGCAUCCUUCUACCUAUAAUUCCCUAUCUCUCCU